Echinostoma caproni is the source of this 1830-nucleotide messenger RNA. The record is from the annotation of a GenBank genome assembly. NCBI's taxonomy places the organism in Eukaryota, Metazoa, Platyhelminthes, Trematoda, Plagiorchiida, Echinostomatidae.
UGGGCCAAAGGAAACGCGCGUUUGUUCACUUUGGUCUGUCGUGCCGCACUAGAAAGCGAUUACAUCACGAAUAUGUUGCCCGCCUGGAUCGAUUUGAUUUUCGGCUACAAACAGACCGGACGUCGGGCGAAAGAAGCACUCAAUCUCUAUCAUCCUUAUACCUACUUCGGCGCAAUCGAUGUGGAUGUAAUCGGUGAUCCUAUUCGUGCACAGGCCGUGGAAGCCAUGAUUAGCAAUUAUGGACAGACACCGAAACAGUUAUUUCGACGUCGACCACAUCCUAAUCGUUUUGCUCCACCCGGAUUCGUUCCGGAUAGCCUCCCACCAUCGCCAACAGCCCAGGGCAUGGUUGUCCACUACUGUCCAGACGAUUGGAUUCCCGUACCUUUCAUGGACGAUCCACCUGAAUACAAUAAUGCGGUUGAAGAAGAGAACAGUGAUGACCUCUUGGAUCAACUAAUCCUGGUCCAGCACUCACGUCCAACUUUGUCCACAUACAGUGAAAUCACACCCUUGGAAACGGUAAUAGGCUUGCGAUGGGGUACUUGGGCCGGCAGUCCACAUGCACCCGCGCUUCAAGUUUUGUGGACAUCUGCCCCGGAACCAAGAUGCACAACUUAUAUUGGUCAUUUGUGUGGCGCAGUUUGGUUUGAUUCCAACUUCGAUGAGCAAUCCGUUUCCCGUCCUGAUCCCGCCUCGGCUCAACUGACUGCGAAAUCGUUAGAAGAGCUUUGGGAUGGGUGCGUUUUACAUCCAGAUCAUUCGAACCAACCGUCCUCAACUCGUCGGGUCACGCGUCCACGUCAACCCCCACAAGUGAAUUUAGAUCAUUGGCAAUGGACCGUUCUCGCCUCGGAAGCAAACACUCGAGUGUGGCUCAUCCCCGGUUCUGAUCAUCCAUACCUGGUCAAGAUUUCCUGUCUCGAUUCUCAGCCCAGAGCUGGAUUAUUGACCACAGAAUCGACAUUCAUUAUCCGUACAAGACCUCUGCAAUCAUGUGCAAACAAUAGAAUCAACACAGACAAUGAGAUUACACUAACCCUAUUACUACCAAUUGCACCGAGUGAAGAUACCGAUAGAAAAGAUUUGCCCCUGGUUACCACUUUGACAGUGUCUAACGUCUCCCGUUACGGAAGGCAGUUGNAGGCAGUUGUUUGUUGGUACCCGUACAGGUUUUCCUUAACACGCGCACUGCUCCGCGGAUGUCAAAUAGCAUGCUGGAUUGGUGUAUACAGUCCUUCGGGAAAACAAGUAACCGCUCGAAUCUUGGAUUUCUAUGCGGAAAUCAGUGACGGAUCCGCACAGGACCCGGAUCCCAGUUGGCGCAAUGUUGGUCUUGAUGGCCCAAAUGUCCCCAUGGCCUACUCCACUGUUCCUGAAGGCCGCGGUGUGAAUUGCCUACUUUUAGGUGGUCCUGGUGGACGUCUGGUUUGGCUGAACUCCUGGACUUUGGAUACGGUGCAUACCAUGCUACUGCCACAACCCGACGGGAAGCCGUCCCACGUGACUGCAUUGUGCUUCACGCCUUCUCUUCAACCGUUCAAUCAAAUCACACAGCAAUUGGGUGAGGCCCUUUGUCAGGGACUUUGUGUUGCAGAUCGGUCGGGAUACCUGUACUACUUGGCUCCAUAUGCUUACACCAUCAACCAGCAAGGUCGCAGUCUAUGGUCGUCUACUCCCGCGGCCGCUGCAGUGAAACCAAACGCCAAUACACCGGCCGAACACGUAGUGAACCUUUUGCAAAAGUCUAUAUGUCGCGGUGUUUGGUUGUCUAAUGAACUACAGGAACAACCGUUCAGCAGAUCCCAUUCAGUGAACUAUGUGAUAUAA